This is a messenger RNA of Schistosoma rodhaini, 6774 nucleotides long. The record is from the annotation of a GenBank genome assembly. NCBI's taxonomy places the organism in Eukaryota, Metazoa, Platyhelminthes, Trematoda, Strigeidida, Schistosomatidae.
UUACAAUCUGUCAGUGUCACCUGUUCUUCCUCCAAAAUCUUCUUGAUUAUAGUGUGAAGCAUGAUUGUAGUUACUUCUAAAUGUGACUUUAGUAUUUCUACUGGUAUAAUGUCAGGUCCUUCUGCUUUCCCAUUACAAAAAUAUAAUAACUUCCCAAAAAUUUGGUAGAGCGAAUCAUUUAUAACGGCAUCAUUAUAUCCAGCUGAAAUCAAAUGUGUCAUUAUUUGAUAUUAUUCAUUGCAAUCAUUAUUUCUUUCGUAAACACACAGAAGCAAGAAGGUUACAAACUUGAUCCAUUAACAUCGUAUGUAAUUCUAGCACCGAAUCGUAUCAGAGCGAAUGAACUUGUACAAAUCAGUGUAUCCAUAUUUGAAUUACUCUAUGAACAGCUAACAAUACGAUUGGCUAUUAAAGUUAAUUCAACUGAAAUUAUAUCUAGUCGAGAAGUGUUUAAAUCUACUGGAACGAGAAUUAUGCAAUUAAAAGUACCUAAUUAUGCUCGAACUGGUACAUACUGGUUACAUGUUGAAGGUUCUAUUGUAUCCAAUGCUUCAAUUUUAUUUUCAAAUCUUACAAAACUAACAUUUUCUGAACAAUCUGAAUCAAUCUUUAUACAUGUUAGUAAACCAAUAUAUCAUCAAAGUCAAAUAGUUCGAUUCCGUGUUAUUCCAAUGCUUCCAGAUUUAACUCCUGCUUAUGGUUCAUUAGUUAGUAUUGAUGUAAUUGAUGCAUCAGGGAAUUUAUUUAAACGAUGGUUAAAUCCAAUGACAAAUAUUGGUGGUAUAAUUGAAUUAGAUUUUCCAUUAUCUGAUCAAGUUCAUGAAGGUGUCUGGUUAAUACGUGCUAAUCAUGAAAGAUUUUCAGCUGAAAAAACAUUUCAAGUUAAAGAAUAUUGGCGACCUUUAUGGGAUGUAAAUGUAACUCUUCCACUUAGAAUAACUGAUAAUCAACUUGGCCUUUAUGGUUUAAUAUCUGCAAAUUAUACUAGUGGAAAAGCUGUUAAAGGCAAUGCUACCGUAUUAAUUCAACUAAGGAAAUCAGGAGCUGCUCGUUGGACUAGCCCACCUCGAGCUGAAUUCAGACGUUAUUUAUUAGCAUUAGAUGGUAUUGGAGAUUUUCUAUUACCUAUGUCGGAAAUACGUCAAGCUAUAAGUAGUUCUACAAUUGAUUCUUCUUUGGCUAAUACAGAAAUUUGGGUAAAUGUAACUUAUUUUAAUUGGUGGGAAAAAACUCAUCGAACUGGUUGGGCAUUUACAAAAGUUUAUUCAUCUAAUCCAUUAAUUAAAUUUCUUGGAGGAAUGGUUAGACCUUUUAAACCUAAUAUGUAUUUUACUGUUUAUUUGGUUGUUUAUAUGGCAGAUGGUAGUAUGGUAAAAUAUAGUGGAAAUCGUAAAGUUACACUCUCAUUCUAUUGUCUUGAUAAUACUUUUGAAAAACAAAUCACUUUACCUAUAUCAGAUGAUGGUGUAAUACGUUAUACUUAUAGACCAUCUGGAGAUGGUUGUAUCACUUAUAGAUUAGAGGCUAGGUAUAUUGAUGAAACAGAUCGAAUUUUAUCAAAUGAUCAACAACGUUUAUUUGCUGUGAACUCUUAUUCUGGUGCAUAUUUACAGUUAUCAACAUCAACUUUUUCACCUAAAGUUAAUGAAUAUAUGGUUGUACAUGUACAAACUAAUUAUCCUACUGAUAAAAUACAUUAUGUGGUUGUUUCUAAUGGAAAUAUUUUAGCAACUGAUCAAUUACGUAUGCCAAAUGCAGUGACAUCACGUACAUUUUCAAUUGCUGUAUCACGUUACAUGUUUCCAAUAUCACAUAUUGUUGCAUAUUUCAUUAAAGACAAUAGUGAAAUUGUAUCAGAUUCAUUGACAUUUUAUGCAAAUUAUACACAUUUGAAUAAUGUACAAAUGCAAGUGAAUCGUGGAAAAGAUUUAAAUCAAGAUACAUUAGAAAUUAGAGGUUAUGCUAAACCUGGAUCUUAUAUAGCAUUCAGUGUAAUGCAUGCUGAUUUGUAUGCUAUUGGUGGUGCUUCGUUUCUUAGAGAAUAUGAUAUUGUUGAUGAAUUAAUGACAUAUGAACAACAUAGUCAAGCACCAUUAGUUCAUACAUGGUAUGAAGAUUUUAAAGAUAUUAAACGUAUUUAUUUACCGACAUCCAGUAAUGGAGCAGAUACCAAUAGUACAAUGAAUUCAUCCGGUUUAAUUAUAUUCACUGAUGCUAAUUUCACUAAAGCGAAUUUUUAUCAUACAUGUAAUGAAACUGAGAAUCCUGCACGUGCUUUACCAUGCUACUCUCUUACUGGUCGAGAUUGUUAUUCACGAAGUGAACGAUGUGAUGGAAUCAAUCAAUGUACUACUUGGAUUGAUGAAAUGGAUUGUCCAGAAAAUGAGACUAAAAAUCCUCAACCAUUACGUUUAAUAAAUACAUUUGAUAUAUUAAAUCGUCAAUGGAAUGAUGGUGCUUGGUUGUGGCAUAGUACAUUUGUCAAAGCUGAUGGACAAAUUCAAUUUCGUGUUGAUCUGCCAAAAAUGAAUGCUGAUUGGGUAGCUGGUGCAUUUUCAGUUGACAGUGAAUUAGGUUUAGCAUUAAUGCAACAACCUUAUUUAUUUUCUGGUACAAGACGGUUUUAUAUGACUGUUGAACUACCUGAAGAAGCUGUCUGGGGUGAACAGAUCGGUGUUCGUGCUUGUCUUUUUAAUAAUUGGAAUUAUUGGAUUGAGGCCUUAGUAGAAGUAAAACCAAGUCCUGAUUUACGUGUUAUUCAAGUUGGAUUAGAAGGACGUGUAUCAGCAUAUGCACCAGAAGUGUCUAUAAAUAAAGCUGUUCAAUCAUUAGCUUAUUUAGAAGCUGGUACUUCACGCUAUAUUUAUAUGCCAGUUUCACCUAAACUACCUGGGAAUACUUCAUUUACAAUAUGUGCAUAUAGUUUUAUUGGUUCCAAUUGUGAAACACAUACAAUAUAUGUUCGUAUGAAUGGUGUAACAAAUUACUAUCAUACUGCAAGUUUUUUAGACUUAACAAGUUCCAGUACAUUAUUUGUAAAUAAUUUCAAAAUUAUUGUCCCACAAAAAUUUACUAUACCAGAAAGACGUCUACAUCGUUUUGUACCUGGAUCACAGAAAGCUAUUCUUAGUGUGGUUGGUGACUUUAUCGGUCCAGCUUUAAGUGAAAAAUUUCAUUAUGCUGAUACGCAAAAUAUUUUACGUUUACCAUUUGCAUCAGCAGAGAAUGUUUUCUUUGAAUUAGGUUACAAUAUGAAUUUACUACUAUAUUUACAUGGUGCUGGACAUUUACCAUAUUCAGUAUUAGAAAAUGGAUUGAUUUAUUGUUCUGUUAUAUUACAAAAAGGAUUCUCAUAUUUUAAUCCAAAAAUUGGUGCAUUUUCUAAUUUUAGAGAUCGUUUAGAUGAAACUGAUCCAUUAGUUACAGCUAUUGCAUUAUGGAGUUUAUUAUUAACAAGACAAACCCAAUGGAAUCGUUUAAUCUAUGUAGAUGAUAAUACAUUUGUUAGUAUUAUUAAUUAUUUAAAACAAACACAACAAUUCGAUACAUAUGAUAAUGAUAAUCAUAAUAAUAAUAAUAAUCAAACAAUAGUUGAUAUACGUUUAUCUGGUAGUUGGAAUAUAACUAAUACAAUAGAUAGACGAUUUUCUCCAAUUAUUAAUAAAACUAAAUGGCCUGAUUUAAUUGAUCAAGAAUGUCAUCGACGUAUACCAUCAACAGCUAUGGUUAUUAUUGCAUUACGUUCAACUGAACGUACAUUACCUAGUGGAGUUGGUGCUGAUAAAGCUGAAAGAAUUGUAUCAGAAGCUGUAAAAUUUCUUAGUCGACAUAUAUUAAAUAUUGAUGAUUUAUUUUCACAAAUGAUUGGUACAUAUGCAUUAAAAGUAGCUGUGGAUGCAACAUCACAACAUAAAAUAUCACAUGCAUUAAAACGAAUCCAAGCAUUUCGUCAAAAAGGUGAUUAUGUCUAUUAUGCAAAUUAUAGAAUACCUCCACCAAAAUGGGAAUUAGAUCAAGCUGGUAGACGUAUUGAAAAUCCUCGACUAGAAAUGCCUAAUGAUGGUUAUGGUGUUUUAUGUUCAAGUAUUUAUUUCUUAUUAAAACAUGAAUUAGGUGAAUGGUCAUUUCGUUCAUCUGAAGCAUUAGAUAUGGUUCAUUGGUUAGCUAGUGAACGAAAUCAUGUAGCUGGAUUUGCAAGUACUUUCGAUUCACUUUUUGCAAUGCAUGCAUUAAGAAAAUUUGCAUUGGCUGAUACAAAUCGUGCAUUAUAUCGAAUGGCUAUAGAUGAGAAAAUUUCUUCAAUGAGUACAUGGACAAAUCGUAUUUAUAUAGAUACUCAUAAUUAUUCAACGGUUACACAUACAACGUUUCCACCAGAUAACGUAUGGGGUGAUAUUACAAUGAAAUUAGAAGGUACUGGACGUGUUCUAUUACAAUUAGAUGCAGAAGUCAAUGUAGAAUAUAAAGAAAUGCAAAAAAUGCCUAAGAAUCCACUAGAUACAGAACAAGUUUAUAGAAGUUUUGAAAUUGAAUGUACACCGGGUUUUUUAAGUCGUAAUAAUUCUAUUAUGAUUAUGACUGCAUGUGGAAGAUGGGUUGGAACUACGGGUAUUGAACCAUUACCUCAAAGUGGAAUGGCUGUAUUUGAAAUUGGACUGCCUACAGGUUUUAUAGUUUUAAAUGAUGAUCUAAGACGAUAUGUGAAUAGUCUUAUGGUUCCAAAUCUACGAUAUGCACGUGCCAAUUCUAGAUAUGUACAUUUCUUUUUUGAUACAAUUACACCGGAUAAAACAUGCAUACAAUUUACAGCUGAACGUUAUUAUCCAGUGGCAAAUAUAACUCAGCAGCAUAGAUGCUCAGCUUAUGAAUAUUAUGAACCAGGUCGUUAUAAUAAUUCAUUAUAUAAUGUUGUUUCAUUAUAUACAAAUAAUAUUUGUAAUGUAUGCGGUAGUUUUGCUUGUCCAUAUUGUCCUGAUUAUAAUUUAUCAAAGAAACGUAUUCAAUCAUCAAUAUCUAUAUUAUGUCUAAUAUUUUUAAUAAAAUGGAUAAUACUACUAUAUAUUGAAUGUUUAUAAUUGAAAAGACAUUUUCAUAGACGUUCCAUUUAGCAUUCUUGUGGAAUAGUUCAAACCAAUCCAAAUAGUAGAAUGAUAAUGAUGGAUCUAUCAAUGAUCAUGAUCAAUAAAUUACUUGAAUGUGUCCAAAUGUAUUGUAUUGGAACUUUUAUUUUCAUAUAUUCAAAGUAUAAUCCAUUCUAUCUCUCCAUGUUAGACAAUGAGACGUUCCAUUAUACAUUGUCGUAGGAUAGUUCAAACCAAUCAAAAUAGUAGAAUUACAAUGAUGGAUCUAUUAAUGAUCAUGAUCAACAAAAUACUUGACUAUGUCCAAGUAUAUUGUAUUGGAACUUAAAUAAUAAGAAUAUUCUUUUAUUUUCAUAUAUUCAUAGUAUAAUCUAUUCUAUCUUUCCGUAUUAAACAAUUAGACAUUACAUUUUACAUUCUAAUGGGAUAAUUCAAACCAAUCAAAAUAGUAGAAUUAUAAUAAUGGAUCUAUCAAUGAUAAAUGAUGAUGAUGAUGAUGAUCUCAUGAUCAAUAAAAUACUUGAAUGUAUCCAAGUGUAUUGAUUGUUUUCUUUUCUUUCUUAAACAAAUAGUAUCGUUGCCAAGUUAUUGAAUCUAAUUUGUAGAAAUUAUUUAGUAGUUUACUACUUACUAUCCUUCUUCUUCUUCUUCUUGUAUAAAGCUUUUGUGUAAAUGUAUAUACAUAUAUGUAUACAUGUAUACUUUCUCUUAUUUAUCCCUUUCAUUUCACCUUUUCCCCCUAAUUACCUACAUAUCAAUAUCCAUUUCCUUUUCAAUCAAUUAAGUAAUGUGAAGAUAUUUUGUUCAUGCAUAUAUAUGUGUGUAUACAUGUACAAAAUUGUAAUAGUUCCGUUGUUCUUUUGUUUUCGUUUUCUCUUUUCUUUCAUUCAAGUGCGACUUUUUAUAUUCAGAAUAGGAUAGUUAUUUCCUUUUUUGUGUAGAUAAGCAAAUGUAAGGGGUGAAAAAUAUACAUAUUGAUUAAAGUUUUUCUUUUGGCUGUAACUUGAUCAUCAUUGAAAACCUGGGAGUAUUGGACUUGAAUUGUUUCUUUCAUUCUCUAGGUCGAUUUCCUCACUCGUUUUAAUGUAUAUUUAGACUUAGUUUUCAUCAAUGAUUUCGUAACAAAUCUUAUGGAUGUUAUUUAUGUAAGUGAUGAGAAGUUUGUGACUCAGAAGUCUGAGUUGAGUAAAUACUAAGUCAGUCACCGAAGUUCAAUAUGAAUGUAGAAAACUGAUUGCAGCAACAGCAACACGUCGUAUGAGAUACACUGAUGGUGGUAAAGAAAAACUCAACUUGAAAGAUGUAAGGAACAAGUCCUAGAUCAAAGCGAAGCCCUGUGUGUUGAUCUUCCGACACUUCAUAAUUAAUAAAGUAAAAGGAACUACCGAGGGCAUAUGAUGAAAUUAAGCAACAAUAAGGGGACGGUUGUGGAAAAUUCACACAUGAAACUCUUUAUCAAACUUCAUCCCAACCAUCUAAAUCGAUUAGGUGGAUGAACGAUAUGCUGGACACCACGGCGCAGUUGCCCAACGAAUAAUAUUAAAAUCAAACGUAGGACUGAGGUCUAAACCUUCUUCAGUCGAGCCUCUUGAACAUAUCACAUAUGAACAACCACUAACCAUCCCGUUUUGCUCUACUGACUAGCGUGAUAGUAUAUUUAAAAUGGAACUAGAUGAACAGAUCAUUAGUUUUU